UCAUCAUUCUACCGAACACCUCGUCUCGUAAUGUCGAUGACGUCACCCCAGACUUGGUCGGUUAGUAUAUAAAGCGAGAGCGAAGCGCGUACCCUUAUAAUCUGUUCGUCCACAGCAACAUUUAGCAACAUCUGAAAAUAAAAUGCGUCGGGUAGUUCUGUACUUGUUCGUCGUCUCCUCCGUCCUCGUGCAGAGCGAGGCGGGAGGGCCUCUCGGGGCUCCCAUAGCAGCUGUUAUGAUUUCGGGGAUGAUCGCGCUGAAGGGAGCAGCAAUUAUCGGCCUCCUCAUCUCCGGUCUGGUUGACGACUACGAGGACGAAGACUACACCGAAAGCGAGGACUACGAAGGGGACGGAGACGACGGCGAAACAGCAACGGCGCCCGAGAGAAGGUGGUACAGGGGGAGGCGCUCCGUCCAAGACAUUUCCGCCACGGAAUCCCACCUCCUCUCGGUCAUCAGCCAGCUGGACACCCACGGCUGCAUCCUCAAGACGAUGUGCUACCUGCAGGAGGGGGAGUCUCCGGACGCUCUCACGACGGAGGAGAGCGUCCUGGUUGACCUUCUGUCCAACGGGCUGACGGCGUUCUCCAAGGAGGUCAACGCCACGAUUCUUCUGUCCAUGGGAGAAGGACUUGGCAUGACCUCUUUCGAAGGCGGCUGUGAUGCCCUCUUCAGUAAAUGUCCUUUCGGGAAAGAGCUUUUGAGGGGUUUCCUUAGGCAGGUUUGGGGAUGUGGCGUCAUAUCGAUCUGAUAGAAGGAAAGGAAAUAAGGAUGGUGAAUUGCUUUAUCAUUCCUAUUACACGUGUAACAUUAUGGGAUUAAUAUAUAUAUGUGUGUGUGUGUGUGUGUGUGUGUGUG
This is a messenger RNA of Penaeus chinensis, 858 nucleotides long. RefSeq lists its product as uncharacterized. NCBI's taxonomy places the organism in Eukaryota, Metazoa, Arthropoda, Malacostraca, Decapoda, Penaeidae. The transcript has 3 exons. The record is from RefSeq and is a predicted model, not a curated record. The coding region runs from base 143 to 751 and encodes 202 amino acids.